UUAAUUCCCUCUCUCUCCCCCUCUCUUUCUCUCGCUCUCUCUGAUCUCUCUCUAACUCCGAUCCGGCCGUCAUCCAUGGCGGAAAACCACGACGGUAACGCCUUCUUCUUCAACCAACCUUCCAGCCGGAAGGGUGGUUGGCACGCCGCCAUCUUCAUCAUCUGUGUGGAGUUUGCAGAGAGAUUCGCGUACUCAGGUUUGUCGGGGAAUCUGAUAACGUACCUCACGAAUGCUCUUCACGAGCCCAUUACGACGGCCGCCAAAAACGUCAACACUUGGGUCGGCGUCUCGUCUCUGUUCCCUCUGCUCGGCGGCUUUGUCGCCGAUUCAUAUGUCGGUCGUUUCAACACCAUCGUCCUUUCCUCUCUCAUCUAUCUCCUCGGAAUGAUACUUUUGACUCUGUCGGUCUCAGCACUGAAGAACACCACUUUAUUUUUCGUUGCUCUCUAUAUACUAUCCAUUGGUGACGGAGGCCACAAGCCAUGUGUCCAAACUUUCGCCGGCGAUCAGUUUGACGAUGACUCGCCGGAAGAAAAGAUUGCCAAAAGCUCAUUCUUCAACUGGUGGUACCUGGGGAUAGUGGCUGGUUCAACUAUAGCCACUUUCCUUGUAAUAUACCUUCAGGAUAAUAUUGGAUGGGCCACGGGCCUGGGAGUACUAGUGGCUGUGUUGGCUCUAGCAUUAGCAGUAUUCUUGUUGGGUAUAAAAAGGUACAAAAAGGAGGGCCCAAGAGGCAGCCCAUUCACAAGGAUGGCCCAAGUUUUUGUGGCUGCAAUUCGGAAAUGGCGAGUGAAGACCACGAGCGAUCCGCAAACUUAUUGGUAUGGCGGGGAAGAGCAUAGUACUAUAUCCCACCAUCAUCUCCAAAGUCAACCAAUGUCUCAUUCUUUGGCCCACACCAAUCAAUUCAGAUUUCUGGACAAGGCAAUGAUCAUAGAUGACAUCGAUGCUUCAAUCAAAACCAAAAAUCCAUGGAGACUAUGUUCAGUGACUCAAGUGGAAGAAGCGAAGCUAGUUCUUCGUCUUAUCCCUAUAUGGUUAAGUUUCUUAAUGUUCUUUGUUGUCCAAACUCAACUCCACACAUUCCUCAUCAAGCAAGGCAGCACAAUGGUCCGUUCCAUCGGACCACACUUCCAAAUCCCUCCGGCAUCGCUUCAAGGCCUCGUCGGAGUCAUCAUCCUCAUCGUCGUCCCCAUCUACGACCGAGUUUUCGUCCCCUUCGCCAGAAAACUCACCGGACACCCAUCUGGCAUCACAGUGUUGCAGAGAAUCGGAGUAGGUCUCUUCUUGUCUAUAUUCAACAUGAUCGUUGCAGCUUUAGUAGAAGCCAAAAGGGUUAAUAUUGCUAAAGAGAAUCAUCUUCUUGACAAUCCCAAAUCUGUAAUACCAAUAAGCAUAUGGUGGAUGCUUCCUCAAUAUAUCAUCUAUGGUAUUUCUGAUGCCCUAACUGUUGUAGGGUUACAAGAACUGUUCUACGAUCAAGUCCCAGAAACGAUGAGAAGUAUUGGAGCUGCGGCCUAUAUAAGCUUGUUGGGAGUUGGAAGCUUUGCGAGUAAUGUUGUUAUAAGUGUUGUCGAAGAUAUCAGCUCAAGAACUGGUGAGAAAUGGUUAGGGAAUAAUCUGAAUAGAGCACAUCUUGAUGACUUCUAUUGGCUUUUGGCUGGAUUAAGUGCUCUGAGUUUUUGUAUUUAUAUUUGGUUGGCUAAACGUUUCGUCUACAAAAAAGUUGAUGUAACUGAUACUAGUAACCUGGGAAAAGUUUAAGGAUCGACCAUGCAUGUAACUUUCUAUGUAUAAUAUAUGAACGAUAUGUAUACUUACUAUGUUUUUGUUGAAAAACCCUUAUAAUAAACUCCUGAGAGUUGUUUUUAA
Molecule: messenger RNA, 1872 nt
Organism: Neltuma alba
Lineage: Eukaryota; Viridiplantae; Streptophyta; Magnoliopsida; Fabales; Fabaceae
Product: protein NRT1/ PTR FAMILY 5.4-like
Exons: 5
Coding region: 76-1764 (562 amino acids)
Biological process (GO): oligopeptide transport; transmembrane transport
Cellular component (GO): membrane
Molecular function (GO): transmembrane transporter activity
Source: RefSeq, a predicted model, not a curated record